UACUAGCCCCUGGUGCUGCCCUUCGGGAUAGAAUCUCGGGUAUUGACAGAAGUUUUAAAAUACAAUAUGAUUUGAUGGCAUGAUGACUCGCUGGACAGAACGGAAUAUUUGGGGCGCGGAGAACGAGCAAACAGAAGCUGUAGUUAAUGUCAGUGGCUCCAGCAGAAUACUAUGCAGCUUUUUGUGCUCAGAUCCUUCGGGAAGGACGUUCCUGUUAAUGUUUGUCAGACUUCAUAACCCUCAGAGAGAAGUUCACCCAAAUAUACCAGCGCACCACGGCUAGAAAAUACCCGGAUACUAGCUGAAAGAUGAUCCGGUUCUUGGACCAAGGUGUAGGUCUGGACCUUGGCAUUUCUCCACCGGAACUCACCGAAUGUCUCCUAUUCAGCAUCAGAGCUCGGUGUGACAACAGUACAGCACGUCGCAGGAACUGGGGACCCCUCUGUGAGGCACUUCUCACUGCCUUGGACGUGCCUAGGCUGAGACUGACAUUACAGACUGAAGAGGACCCAACAUGGAGGGAUCAAGCCAAAAGAAAGCCUGUGGGAAGAGCUUAUGCUGUUGUCUCAUCCCGGAACAGCGGAGAUGAACCGUGGGACUGGGAGCAGGAUCGACCAGCCAACGAAGCCAGCAAAGCAUACCUGAUGUACGAGCCAGACAUCAAAGGCAAAGCCCCCACUACCCAGGAGAGUCCCCUCAGACAGCUUCAGAUGGAACUUGCACAGUUUAAGGAGGUGAGGCAUUCCAUGGAGAUAAUCCGACAGAAUCUUUCUGCAGGGAUGAGUGGAUCGCAGUUCAACGUUCCGGAUUAUUACACCAAGCCUGAGAUGGACACCCGGGAGCAGGAGACAGAGCAGAUGCGGGAGGCCACACGGAGGCUCUACAGGAAGCUGAUGGAUGCUGAGGGGAGACAUGAGAGGGAGACAAAACUCUUGGAGGAUCAGGCUAGCCUGUACAAAAAGCAGCUGGGAGAGACCAGGCAAUUGCUACAGAGUUCAGAGGAGACGGUGGUCCAGCAGGAUAGGCGGAUUGAGGAACUCCAGCGGUUGAUGGCCGGAAUGGAACAGGAGCACCGGAUUCUGGUCACCAAGAUGGAGGAGAGCGAGAGGCAGCUGGGGGAGAUGAGGACACGGAGGCAGGAUGCUGAGGCCCAUCAGCACAGGUCGGAGCAGCUAGAGAACGAGGUAAAGACCCUGCGGGAGAAGAUCUCCCACCUCAGUGACAUGUUGCAGAGCCAACAGAGGAAAGUCCGGCAGAUGAUUGAACAGCUUCAGUCCUCCAGAAGUCAGAUUGAGGAGAAGGACCUGUUGAUCCAGCAGCUGCAGGAGAGAGUUGAGCAUCUGGAGUCUGAGAAUCAGGAGUUGCAGGAUCGAGCAGAGUACCUCAGCUCCAGCAAGGGCAUACCCCAUCACAGCCUGACCAAGAGCAGUGCCCAGGCACUUCCGGACCAGCACAGCCUCAGUAACAGACUUAUCCUGGAACCAAAGAAACCCAGAGCGUUGAUGCGGGUGUUGGAAAGGCAGUGAUAUUCUUCUCAGCUUUCAGACAGCCACCGCAAAGAACUUCUGGAUGUGGAAAGCCACAGCUCUUGAGUCAAGCUUAUCAUCUGGAGGAGGCAGACUUUAGCAAAUGGCACUGGUUCGACACCCAGUGAAACUCCUCCUACACAGUUCCCUCACAUUCUCAGGGCAGCGUGGUUGAAGGAGCAACUCCAAGUUUUGCCUGUACUCAGCCUCUUGUUCCUGAUCUUUGGACAUCCAGUGGAGAGUAGUCAGACAGAGGAUUUCCUCCUGAGCCCGAAUGGCUGCCCUUGUUCGGGAGAUAGUCAUCUCUGGUGUUUCUGGAGGAGGAGCACUUAGUGACUGGUGGCCUUAUGGGACCAAGUGGCCAGUGGCUAGAGUUGAUGCUGGAUAGAUAUGAGGUCAUUUUAAUUUGAAAAGAAUGUGAAUUUUGUAAAUGCUUAAAUAUAAAUUUGUCAAUAAACUUUAUUUUAAAGAAAAACAAAUUAGAAACAGCAAGUUGGCCUUGACCUAAUAUUGGGUCCACAUUGGUUAGAAGUUCCAUGUCACUGCUGUGAAAGUCGGUGCUUAAGCCCAAACAGCAUAGGUGAACACGACAGCUCCCAAAUAGCAACAGUGGGUAUUGGUAACCCACCUCCAUGUUUCUGGUUGAAGGGCAUCACAGUUAACAUAGCAAUUAAUGUGAUAUUAUUACAGCCCAGGGCGUUGGAGUUCAGAGUUCUAUUCCAAUGUCAUACACAAGGACCCUGUGGAGUACGUGGGUUUUCUCCAGGUGCUUCAGUUUCCUCUCACAGUCCAAAGACAUACUGGUUAAUAGGUGAAUUGGUCAUUGUAAACUGCCCUGUGAUUAGGCUAGGAUUAAAUCAGGGGUUGCUGGGCAGUGUGGGGCAAAAAGCCUGCUCUGCAUUGUAUCUCAAUAAA
Molecule: messenger RNA, 2441 nt
Organism: Hypanus sabinus (Atlantic stingray)
Lineage: Eukaryota; Metazoa; Chordata; Chondrichthyes; Myliobatiformes; Dasyatidae
Gene: tuft1a
Product: tuftelin 1a
Exons: 12
Coding region: 309-1526 (405 amino acids)
Biological process (GO): intracellular signal transduction
Cellular component (GO): intracellular anatomical structure
Source: RefSeq, a predicted model, not a curated record